AUUAUGAUCCCGUAAACGUGGGUAAAUGAUUCACAGUAUCUAAGAUAUGGGUUGAUGAGUUGAAGUACUCGUAACAUGAUGGAAGGUCAUCACAAAGUUCCUUUGUUUUGGACAUGUUUCACGUUUACUACAUUCGGUUUCACAUGUAGUUUUGUCUCAAUGGUUAUGCCUUACUGGUAUGCCAGAUAUCCUCAGUCUCAAAAUCGUUUUGUAAGACUGGGGCUCUGGGAGGUGUGUUUUGAAGGCUAUAUGGCGAAGAAAACUGGAAAUUAUAUGUAUUUUGGAUGUUUCUAUUUAUUUGAUACGAAAAUUUUGACUCUGUGGCCGAUCAUAUUCAGAGAUUGGUUUAUUGCCUGUCAAGCUUUUUUUACAUGCAGUUUUGCAACCCAUAUAUUGGCAGAAUGUGUUAUUUUGACUCAAGUUCUCGGCUUGGUCUCCAUUUUUGGGUCACGUGCAGUCUUGUGUAUAAUGGUGACUCUAUCAGUUAACUGUUUUUCAACUUUAGUUAGUUUGAUCAUAAUGGGUGUAGGAGUAGACACUGAACAGAAAAUUGAAAGGGCUGCAAAACAUCCUUGGUUAGAAGAUCUUGAUCAGAACUCAUUGUCUUGGUCAUAUGGUAUUGCUGCAAUAUCCCUAUUACCAAGCUGCCUUACAGUUAUAAUUUUAGGAUGGUUUGUUUACCCUAAAAAAUCUCCAUGUGGGCUAUUAAUUAAUUCAGCAUGGAAUUGGCCAACAUUGAAUGAUUUGCAAUGUCGUUAUCAUAUGCAUGAUAUGCAUGUUCCAAAAAUCUGUUCAUCUUCAAAUCCUCAAUCAUCAUGUCAUAAUAUCACUACUAUGUCUACCGAUUAUCCGCAUUCAUUGCGCUCUCGUACAUUAAUCCAAUCCAGUCAGAUUACUGGUGACCAGUUGUCCAAUGAAUUGAAUAAUAAAAUACUUUGUAAACCAACAUUAUUUCACAAGUCGGGUGCUCAGAUAGAAACAUUAUCAAUGAUAACGGCACAAGACCGAAAUUCUAUAUUGUCUGAUAAUUGUGGCAAAUUGAGUAGUUAUGAUCCACGUUCAGCGGAUACAGUAUCACUUUCAUCCUACGAACAACCUCCAUUGAAUCUGUUAUAUAAUCCACAAACUAUAAACAUGAACCACCAGUUCAAUUCAAUAAUGUAUUCAAAAGAGAAUAAUUUUGUAGAAAAUGACUAUUGUUCUUCUAUUGAUUGCAAAACAAAAUUAAUUCAAUCUAAUUUAUUGUCUACAUUUCAUAAAUUCUCUGCGCCUUUUUUGAAAGAAUCUACAAGUGAACGAAAACAACCACAAUGUAUUACAAAUUCUGAUUCUCAUUCACAUUUAAAAUCGAUUCAUUCAAAUAAAUCAUCUAACCUCCAACAACCUUCAUCUAGUAAUCCAGAUACUUCAAUAUGGACAGAAAAUUCCAUUAUUCAAACUGCUCGUCCAAUGAAAAGAACUAAACAAAAAAUGAAAACAGAUCAGCUAAUGAAGAAGCUUAUCCCAUCUGAAAAUUUAUUUAAAUUUUCAUCAUCAUUUCCCAACACUAAAAUUGAAAGUCAACCAAAUAGAUUUGUUCAAAAAGCUAAACCAAUGAAUCGAAAGUAAUAAUGAAAAAGGUAAACAAAGAAAGAAAACAACAACAACAACCUAUCAUCACAGUAUUGCAUUUCUUAUGAGUAUUUUUUCUUCUCUAAAACUGUGCUCGAACCACAAGAAAUUCCAUUGUUGAAUAUGUCUCUCGAUAUACCUAGUCAAGGUCUUAUUUGCUUUCUCUUUUUUAUCCACACCAAAUAGUAUAAUAGUAACAAAAGGAAAAAACGAACAAGCCUGUUUUGUAAAGUGCAUUCUAUUCAAAAUCACUUUUUUCUAAUACAAUCUUCCCCUUCAAAUUAUAUUCUCCCCCUUCCUUUUUUUCUCGCUCUAACAAAUGUUUGAAGCAUCUUAUUGUAAAUUGUGCUUUGUUACUUACGUGAUUUUUUUUCUGUCUCAAGAAAAUUAAUUCCAAGGUGUUCAUUUAACUUCUUUUUUAGUUUUUUUUUGUGUAAACUAUUUUUUCAUUACCCCCCCCCCUGUGCUAUUUUUUAUUUGUUUUGGGAUUUUUUUACAUGAUCGCUGAUAUUAAACAUGUUUAGAAUUAUCUAUAAAUAAAAUGAAAUAAUUCAUACCGACAAUUCAGGACUUAAAUAUACAACAAAUC
Messenger RNA from Schistosoma guineensis, 2200 nucleotides. The record is from the annotation of a GenBank genome assembly. Lineage: Eukaryota; Metazoa; Platyhelminthes; Trematoda; Strigeidida; Schistosomatidae.